Messenger RNA from Galeopterus variegatus (Sunda flying lemur), 846 nucleotides. Its product is annotated as bifunctional apoptosis regulator-like. The coding region runs from base 1 to 846 and encodes 281 amino acids. The record is from RefSeq and is a predicted model, not a curated record. Gene Ontology annotation, cellular component: nucleus. Lineage: Eukaryota; Metazoa; Chordata; Mammalia; Dermoptera; Cynocephalidae. Gene Ontology annotation, molecular function: ubiquitin protein ligase activity. The transcript is spliced from 3 exons. Gene Ontology annotation, biological process: proteasome-mediated ubiquitin-dependent protein catabolic process.
AUGGAGGAGCUUCAGAAAAACAAUCUGAACACUAUGGGCCUGGAGAAAAAUGACCCUCUCCAAAGCACCGGCCCUCAGAUUUCUGUUAGCGAAUUUUCUUGCCACUGCUGCUAUGACAUCCUGGUUAACCCCACCACCUUGAACUGUGGGCAGAGCUUCUGCCAGCACUGUCUAGCUGUAUGGUGGGUGACUUUGAAGAAAACAGAGUGUCCAGAAUGCAGAGAAAAGUGGGAAGGUUUCCCCAAAGUCAAUAUUCUCCUCAGGGAUGCCAUUGAAAAUUUAUUUCCUGAUUCCAUUAGAAUGAGAUUUGAAGACAUUCAACAGAAUAAUGACAUAGUCCAAAGUCUUGCAGCCUUUCAAAAAUAUGGGAAUGAUCUGAUUCCUGUAGUUUCCAACACAGGCCAAAUGAAUCAGCUGAGAGAAGGAGGAUUCUUUUCUGGAGUGCUCACAGCUUUAACUGGUGUGGCAGUGGUGUUGCUCAUGUAUCAAUGGAGCAGCAGGGAAUCAGAGCAUGACCUCCUGGUCCAGAAGGCUGUGGCCAAGAGGACACAGGAAGAAGUUGUCCUCUGGUGGGAGCAGAUGGGCCCUUGGGCCUCUAUCUAUAGAGACAGGUUUUUAUCUGAAAGAGAGAAUGGAAGGGCCAGGAGCUUGCAUGGUGGAAUCACCAAUGCUAGAGAAGGUAGCACCCAGGCUUUCUUAUCAGCUUGCCCAGAGCUGCGGCAAAAGAGGAAGGGUCAGAUUGAGCUUAAAAGCUGUCAGCAGUCAAAUAUCAAAAAAUGGAGUCUCACUCUUCAUUACACUGUGUUUGGUGAAGGAUCAUCACUCUCAGCUACUAUCAAUGCUUAA